Molecule: messenger RNA, 618 nt
Organism: Penicillium malachiteum
Lineage: Eukaryota; Fungi; Ascomycota; Eurotiomycetes; Eurotiales; Aspergillaceae
Gene: rab7
Product: Rab family GTPase YPT7
Exons: 6
Coding region: 1-618 (205 amino acids)
Biological process (GO): regulation of vacuole fusion, non-autophagic
Cellular component (GO): fungal-type vacuole membrane; late endosome; vacuole
Molecular function (GO): GTPase activity; GTP binding
Source: RefSeq, a predicted model, not a curated record
AUGGCGUCACGAAAGAAGGUUCUCCUCAAGGUGAUUAUCCUUGGUGAUAGUGGCGUCGGAAAGACGAGUUUGAUGAACCAAUAUGUCAAUAAGAAGUUCAGUGGAAGCUAUAAGGCGACUAUCGGAGCCGACUUUCUCACCAAAGAAGUGCUGGUCGAUGACCGGCUAGUAACAAUGCAGAUUUGGGACACUGCUGGUCAGGAACGGUUCCAGUCUCUGGGUGUCGCUUUCUACCGGGGUGCCGAUUGCUGCGUUUUGGUCUACGACGUGAACAACUCUAAGAGUUUCGAAGCCCUUGACAGCUGGCGGGAUGAGUUUCUGAUCCAGGCUAGCCCACGGGAUCCGGAAAGCUUCCCUUUUGUCGUGAUUGGUAACAAGAUCGAUGUGGAGGAAAACAAGCGCAUGAUCUCUUCGAAACGAGCUAUGACCUUCUGUCAAUCAAAGGGCAGCAUUCCGUACUUCGAGACCAGUGCCAAGGAGGCCUUGAACGUCGAGCAGGCUUUUGAAGUCAUUGCCCGCAGUGCGCUCGCACAAGAAGAGGCCGAGGAGUUCAGCGGCGAGUUCAGCGACCCUAUCAACAUCCAUUUGGACAACGAACGCGACGGCUGUGCCUGUUGA